Oreochromis niloticus (Nile tilapia) is the source of this 1622-nucleotide messenger RNA. RefSeq lists its product as uncharacterized. NCBI's taxonomy places the organism in Eukaryota, Metazoa, Chordata, Actinopteri, Cichliformes, Cichlidae. Gene Ontology annotation, molecular function: signaling receptor binding. The transcript is spliced from 4 exons. Gene Ontology annotation, biological process: negative regulation of T cell proliferation; positive regulation of T cell proliferation; cellular response to lipopolysaccharide. The coding region runs from base 296 to 1270 and encodes 324 amino acids. The record is from RefSeq and is a predicted model, not a curated record. Gene Ontology annotation, cellular component: external side of plasma membrane.
AAACAUGCAAGUGUCUCAAAUAUGGAAAAACUAAGAAAUCUGAUCUUAUGUGCAGUCUCCCUCCCCAUUGUGUGCACUUUCAAUGUUCAUAUAAUAAUAGCUGAAUGUGGAUUUAAGGCAGUUCACAGAUGAACAGUAGAGAGCAGCAAACCUCCAACUCUGCAUCCAGUCUGAAGGAUGAGGCAGAUGGGCUGAAGCAGAAAAACUGCGAUUGAACAGUGGAAACUGUGUCCAGUUAGACAAGAGUACAAGUGCUCACAGCACCCUAACGCACGAAGAAGAAGCAGCUCUUCAGAUGUUACUGCUACUGCCGACGAAGAUGAACAUGUCCAGAAGAGCCGUGCUGGGUUUGAUUCUCCUUUGUCUGUCACCAUCAUCAUCUUCUGGAGACUCCACAACCCUCAAAAUCUUUCCUGGAGAUAAUGUCAUUCUGCCAUGUCACAUUCCAAAUGAUAUAUCAAUUGGAGCUGUGAUGUGGACCAGGUCUUACUUGGAUUCAAAAUAUGUAUUUUUUUACCAGAGCAAUGCAUCUGAUCCAGACACUCAGACGUCACCUUCUCUGAGUCGCAUACAUCUGCUGUAUACAGACAUGUGGAAUGGUGAAUUGUCUUUGUCUAUAGUGGAGGCGACAUUUGAUGAGAUUGGAAUGUAUGAGUGUCAUGUCGCCCAGACAGGAACAAACAACUCUAAGGCGGCCAUUUUGAAGACCAAGCCAAUCAACACUGUCAAUCUGACAAUGGAACCAAUGAAAAUCUUCGUUGCACCUGGAGAAAUUGCCAUUCUGCCAUGCGAGGUUCCAAAUAAGGAAUCCAUUGGAGCUGUGAUGUGGACCAGAUGUGACUUGAAUCCAGAAAAAGAACUUUUUUACCAGAGCAAUGCAUCUGAUCCAAGCACUCAGCCACCACAUUAUGCGAACCGUGUACGUCUCAUGUAUACAGACAUGCAAAAUGGGAAAUUGACAUUGUUUCUGUAUGGCACAACAUUUGCUGAUGAUGGAACGUACGAGUGUCAUGUCACCCAGGUAGGAACAAACAACUCUAAGGCAGCCAUUUUGAAGACUACGCCAAUCAAAAUCAUCAAGCUGACAAUGGUACCAGUACCAGAAGGGUUUGAGAUUGACCAGAGAUUGGAAGCGUGUGAUCCAUCUACAUUUUUUCAGCCACUUGUUUUUGCUAUGGGAGCUACUGUUGUCAUCAUAGGUAUUUUGAAAUAUUGUGUUGGCUGGCAUAAGGCAGCUCCAUGCAUAGCCAACCUGCUUAUUAAAGAAUAAUUUUUUUCUUUAACCUUUUUGAACUUCUUCAGUGUUAGGUUUAGUUAUUAAUGUAUUCCUGUUCAUGUAAUAUUGUUUAAGAGUUUGUUAAAAUUAACUGUAAUGAGCCCAGGUGGUAUGUUGUAUGUUUUGUGAGGGUUUUUUUGGUCAAACAUUGAGGGUUGGCUGUGAUGUAGGAUUUAGAAUGGUGGCAAAGAAAGACAGUAGGCUGAGCUGAAGGUGAGAGAGUUGGAGAUGUUAAGAUUUUGACUAUGAGUGACCAGAAUGGAAAAAAAAUAGAAAUUAGUACAUCAGAGGAACAGGUAAGGCUGAGCAGUUUAGAGACCAAAAAAAAAAAAAAAAGCAAAGUGGA